Messenger RNA from Ostertagia ostertagi, 276 nucleotides. The record is from the annotation of a GenBank genome assembly. NCBI's taxonomy places the organism in Eukaryota, Metazoa, Nematoda, Chromadorea, Rhabditida, Trichostrongylidae.
AUGAGUCCUGGUGCGAAUUUUGUUACGGUUUCUCUGAAUGAUGGAACUACAACAGUAAAUCGAGUGAUACCUGUCGGAGUCGCUUCUUCAAUGGUAUGCCAAAAUGGUGGAACAGCGGGCUCGACGAGUUGCUCCUGCCCAGCUGACUUCACGACGCCGGACUGCUCACGUCCGAUUUGCCAGCAAGGCGAAUUGAACUCUUGGGGAGAUGUCUGCAAUUGUGAUUGGAGCUCGGCCGGAGGACGUCUCUGCGGAUGUAAGCCUUUUCCUGUUGGU